GCCCUUCUAGGGAAUCAGCCGUCGUCGUCGAUGAUGAUGUCCCCUGCACUCACUGUGGCCUCACAUGUUGGUGUGAUGGUGAUGAAAUACUGCUAUGCGAUGGACCGGGAUGUUCCAACGCAUACCAUCUGAGAUGCACUCGACCGAUACUCCAGUCGGUGCCGACUACCACGUGGUACUGUCCAUCGUGCACUUCGGAGCAGUCGAAUACUAUUUCGGUGACCGAGGAGGAACCAAGUGAUGACAUGGAUGUAGCUUGUGAAGAAUGCCACAUUCGAUGGUGGGACGAGGGGAACGAAAUAAUCCUCUGUGCGCGGUACGAAUCCCACGGCUGUCGUGUGGGGUGUCAUCUUAAAUGCCAUCGGCCGAAGCUCAUUGAAAUACCAAAGGGUGACUGGUUUUGCGCCGAACAUGCUCCUGGUGGAGGAGCUCGGCCAAAUACGGAGCGAACAGUCACCGUCCAUCUGCCCCCAGGGGCAAAAGGGACGUGUUUGAAACCCAGUCGGGCGUGGUUAAAAGGCCAUUGUGGAGAUGCAGGGCAACCCAUCUGGGAUGCUGGUUUCAUGAACGAGUGCACCAUAUGUGGUCAGUGGUUCUCGCGAGGUGGCUACCUCGAGCAUGCGAAGUGUGACACUCCCAUAAAGCCAACUGAUGGCAACCGCUUGGCGAACGGUGAGAUGACGAAUUCACUCGUUGAGUGGGAACCAGGAUACCCCGGGUACCCUGGUA
Perkinsus marinus ATCC 50983 is the source of this 729-nucleotide messenger RNA. RefSeq lists its product as hypothetical. NCBI's taxonomy places the organism in Eukaryota, Perkinsozoa, Perkinsida, Perkinsidae. The annotation marks the transcript as partial. The record is from RefSeq and is a predicted model, not a curated record. The transcript has 8 exons.